AUGGCCAAGACAGAAGAAGGGCAACCAGCCACCCCAGCGGCGGCUCAGCCAGUGCAGGCAGCUCAGCCUGCCCAGCAAGCUUCAACCCCACAGCCAGCCCAGCCAGUUCUGCAAUACUCACCUGCACAAUGGCCCCCUACGUCGCCACCGAUUCAGGCUGCCCAAGCACCUCGGACGACAGCACAGCAACAGCCUGCGAGCAAUGCAAUGGAAACAGAUGUUGCCACGCUGAAUGACGCCUUAGGGAGUGCUGGUGUAGAUUUGAGGGCCGAAGAGGAGACGCUGCAACGGCAGAAUGACCACCACCAUUCUUACCGUCCAUACGAAGAUCGUACGCGCAAACAGCCCCCAAUUCCUUCGUUCAACAACCAAUUCCUUAGUCAAACGAUGCGAACAUUUGCCACCCCACACAAAGUGACCAAAAUACCUGAAGACUCAGUCAAUUACCUUGCAUUAGCUCUGCGAACACGGUUACAGGACUUGGUUACGGCAAUGAUCGCGGCAUCCCAUCACAGAAACGAUACGCAAUUUGACAGACCUGCGUCGCUGUACGAAGAUGGUACACCGAUGUGGAGUCUGCUUGUGCGGAGCGACGUAGCGAAACAACUUGCUGCUUUGGAGAAAGUAGAAAGGGAAGAAGAAUUGAAGGUACGACGAGAACGGAAAGAAAGAGCGGAUAUGGCUGCUGCCCAAGCGGCACAACUUGCAGCGCAGGCAGCAGGGGGACCUAAUGCGAUGGCCGUUGACUCGUUUGACGAUGAUGGUGGAGGUCAAAAGAAGAAGAAAAAGAAAGAGGGACCUGGCGUUACAGCGAGGAAUAUGUCUGAAGAUGUCCGAAAGAAGAUGUCGAAUGCUGUAGCCAGUCAAGCUGCUGGGUUGGGUGGUAAAUACGCCUGGAUGACGGCUGCCAAUGCUGCGACCCCAGCGAAGCCCAAACCCCCACCCGCUGCAACGGGUGCAACAUCUCCUGCUACGACUACCACACCAGCCACAGGUUCCUCUGCGGCUAGCUCGUGGGCUCGACCGUACGUAUCAACCAAGAAGGCACCUUCGUCUUCCUCCGCGCCUACUAAUGAGGAGGAUGUCCGGACGACCGUUACGAUGCGGGAUGCGCUAUUCGUGAUCGAGAAGGAACGAGGUCACGGAGGCGGUAGGGGUGCUGCGAGGUUGUGCAUAUGA
Molecule: messenger RNA, 1179 nt
Organism: Pleurotus ostreatus (oyster mushroom)
Lineage: Eukaryota; Fungi; Basidiomycota; Agaricomycetes; Agaricales; Pleurotaceae
Exons: 3
Coding region: 1-1179 (392 amino acids)
Biological process (GO): transcription initiation at RNA polymerase II promoter
Cellular component (GO): transcription factor TFIID complex
Molecular function (GO): DNA binding; RNA polymerase II general transcription initiation factor activity
Source: RefSeq, a predicted model, not a curated record